UCUCUAUUCUUCUGCGAUUGUCCGUUAAGGGAUCCGUAGAUACAAUGCUCUUUAGAAAAUUGGCAAAUGAGGUUUGCCGUCCACUCUUGUUUAGAGCCAUGUCUUCAUCAAAUACAUCCAAAGUUAAACAAAUGAAAUAUGACGGAAAAAGCAAUAUUGUGUGGGUAGAUCUUGAGAUGUCUGGUCUGGAUAUUAACACAGAACAUAUCCUGGAAAUGGCCUGUAUUGUAACAGAUGCAGAACUGAAAAUCAUUGCAGAGAGUGAAGACAUCAUUAUCCAUCAGCCUGAUUCUGUCCUGAAUAAUAUGGGGGAAUGGUGUACUGAACAGCAUGGAAAAUCAGGGUUGACAGAAGCUGUGAGAAAUAGCAAGAUAGAUCUUGGGGUUGCGGAGAAAAAAAUGGUAGAGUUUGUAAAACCAUACAUUGCCCCUUCCUUGUGCCCCCUGGCUGGGAACAGUAUCCAUUGUGACAAGAUGUUUCUAAAAAAAUACAUGCCAAAGUUCAUGGAACAGCUUCAUUAUAGAAUCAUUGAUGUCAGCUCAAUUAAAGAAUUAUGCAGGAGGUGGUAUCCAGAAGCAUUAGAACGAGCUCCAAAGAAACAACUAUCUCAUAGGGCCUUGGGUGAUAUCAGAGAGAGCAUAGAGGAACUCAAGUAUUACAGACAAACUGUGUUCAAAUGACAUAUAACAUUGUGUUUUUCAUGAGUUUCAUCUAUCUUUUCCACAUAUCAUUAUAAAUUGUGUAUAUGA
This is a messenger RNA of Magallana angulata, 749 nucleotides long. Its product is annotated as probable oligoribonuclease. Bases 45 to 680 code for a protein of 211 amino acids. The record is from RefSeq and is a predicted model, not a curated record. NCBI's taxonomy places the organism in Eukaryota, Metazoa, Mollusca, Bivalvia, Ostreida, Ostreidae. Gene Ontology annotation, molecular function: 3'-5'-RNA exonuclease activity; nucleic acid binding. Gene Ontology annotation, cellular component: mitochondrion. The transcript is spliced from 6 exons.